Molecule: messenger RNA, 635 nt
Organism: Drosophila ficusphila
Lineage: Eukaryota; Metazoa; Arthropoda; Insecta; Diptera; Drosophilidae
Exons: 1
Coding region: 135-503 (122 amino acids)
Source: RefSeq, a predicted model, not a curated record
CAGCUGAUUUUGUUCAAAAUGUUUUUAUUUUUUUGCAAUUCGGUUUCCUUUAAUCAAAAUCACACAAAAUCACAUCAGUUAUUAUCGGUCGCCCAGUGAGCUUUGUUUGGUGUCUCAAAAACUAAAAUACUCAAAUGGAUCGAGGAAGUUUUAGGGAUAACAGACGGGAAGGACGCUGGCAGGAUGAAGGAUCCCCCGUUCCGGUUUUCUUCGACUUCGUCUCUAAGAACGUGUCCAUGCCCUCUGACCUUGGUGAACUAAUAGCAUACGUGUUACUACUCGUUAUCUCGUGGUACGCCCUUGUCUUCGCCUUCCGGUUUCUCCUUUCUCUGGUGAAGCCUGUGCUUGUUGUGGUGGCAGCGCUCUUUAUCUUCCGAUUUCUGCGAGCCUUUGAAUUUGAGGACAUUACCGAUCUGUUCUUCCAAAUUCUGUGUGUGAUCGCCAAUCUGGUGUCCUCCAUUGUGGCGAAAUUUUUGGAAGUCAUCUUUAGCGUUUUUAAGUAAUAUACAUGAGUUAAUUUAUCCACAUUCCAUUGUUAUCCUUUUCAACACGUACAUGUCAUUACCAAAAUUUUGUUAAAUUUGUUUUCCUAUUUGUAUUUUGAUAAAAAAUAAAUAAUAUUUAAUUACCCAAAA